Cryptomeria japonica (Japanese cedar) is the source of this 1995-nucleotide messenger RNA. RefSeq lists its product as uncharacterized. The coding region runs from base 1 to 1995 and encodes 664 amino acids. Gene Ontology annotation, molecular function: RNA-DNA hybrid ribonuclease activity; nucleic acid binding. The transcript is spliced from 6 exons. The record is from RefSeq and is a predicted model, not a curated record. Lineage: Eukaryota; Viridiplantae; Streptophyta; Pinopsida; Cupressales; Cupressaceae.
AUGACAGAAGGGGCUAUUGUGGACCAUGAGAUUCUGCAUUCUAUCUCUCAGUUGUCUAUUAUGGCUAUGAUCCUAAAGUUGGAUAUGAUGAAGGCUUAUGAUAGGGUUAGUUGGCAGGUGCUCUUGUGUGUGCUUAAGAAUUUCGGGUUUGAGGUAAAAUGGGUAAAAUGGAUACAAGCAUAUAUUAGCAUGACCAGGUUUUCAGUGAAUUUGAAUGGUUCUCCAUGUGGGUUUUUUGCUUCAUCUAGAGGUCUCAAGCAAGGGGAUCCAUUGUCCCCUUUUCUAUUUAUUAUUCUGGUUGAAGAUCUUAGUAGAGCUAUCUUGGGCGCUAGGGAUAGUGGCCUCUGGAAGGGGAUUUCUAUUCCUCAUAUGGUUGCUAGUCAUUCUCAUUGUUUAUUUGUUGAUGACACGUUAUUGUUUGGUAAAGCUACUAUGGGGGAAGCUAAGGUCAUUAAUAGGAUCACUUUGGAUUACUCCUCAUUUUCUGUUCAGAAGGUCAAUCGGGCUAAGUCUAAGAUUUUCUUUCUUAAUGUUUCUCCUUUGGUGCAGUCUAGGUUGACUUAUUUGUGGGGUUUCUCUGUUGGCCAGUUCCCUUUUGUGCUAAAUGCGGUUCCAAUCUAUUUAUCUUCUAUUUUGAAGGCUCCUAAGAAAGAUGUGGUCGCUCUGCAAUCAGUUUUAAGGUCUUUUUUAUGGAAUGACAAUGUUAAUAAGAAAGACAGGAUCCCUCUGUUAGCAUGGGAUAGGGUUUGUUCUCUGAAAGAUAAGGGGGGUGCAGGGAUUAAGGAUCUUGGGUUGUCCUGGCUUAUUCAUAAUGGUCAAAAGGCUAGAAUUUGGGGGGAAGUCUGGAAUGGUUUCCCAGCAUUUUCUAGCCUUAGGGAUUGGACGCCUCUUAUGUCCCUUCUCAAAUCUUCUUGGGGUAUAUUUGUGGCUGAUUAUUUUUUUGUGGAUUCCUCGGGUCUCUUACCUGUGGCUAGAUGGAAAUCUAUUGACUUUCUUUCGAUGGACCAAGAUAUUAAAUCUGCUUUUGUUAAUGAGUUAAAGAAACGCCCAUUGCUUUUUUUUGAGGAUGAAGAUGAGCUUAUUUGGACCUAUUCAAAAUCAGGGGAAUAUUCAGUUAAGGAGGGGUACAAUUAUUUGUCUACAGGUUGUAGCGGGGAGGAUUUGCCCUUUAAGUUAUUUUGGCAUGUUGUUUGUCUUCCAAAAGUAGGAGCUUUUGCUUGGUUAGCCGUUCAGAAUAGGAUUCUAACUGGUAUGAGAUUGGAUAGGCUUGGUAUUACUGUUGUUUUUCCUUGUGUUAUGUGCGGAGGGUCUCUUGAACCAAUGCUACCUAUGACUGGGGACAUUUCUAAAGCAAGGUCUUCUUUAAUUAAUAGGACAGAGGUAGUCUGGUUGCCUCCUCCUUCUUCUAAGUAUAAAUUGAAUUUUGAUGGAGCAUCCCGUGGUAACCCUGGGAAGUCUGCCAUUGGUGUAGUGGUUUCUGAUAAUAGGGCUUGUAUUAUUAAAGGACAAUGUCAAUGUAUUUCUAGUGGGACUAAUAAUGUGGUUGAGUUAUAUGCUCUUUCUGUUGGGCUUGAUUUGCUCCUUUCUUUGCACUUUUUGGAUGUCAUUAUAGAAGACCAUUGCUACAGGGAAGCCAACAGGGUGGCGGAUAUCUUGGCAAAUAAAGCAUUAGAUGAAGAUAUCCAGUCUUUGACUGGGCCUCACAGGUAUUACACACGCAGGAGACCUGAUUUACAAGGUGAUCCUACUCAAACUAAAGAAAUACCCUUGGAAAUUAUGGGGGACAGGAAUGAUGAUGAGUCACAUAGAGAGGCUGUGAACAAUGAGGACCAAGAUGCCAGAGUUAUUAUGAGGGGUUUAGUAACAGGGCAGCAACAAGUAGCAAAUGUAUUGCAGCAGUUGACUACAGCCAUACAACAGAUCAUUGUGCCAAGGGGGCAUAAUCAGAACCAGGAGGAAAAUGGUAGUGUUGUUGGUCGCCAAGGUCAAGAGUGA